Molecule: messenger RNA, 1050 nt
Organism: Neoarthrinium moseri
Lineage: Eukaryota; Fungi; Ascomycota; Sordariomycetes; Amphisphaeriales; Apiosporaceae
Exons: 4
Coding region: 1-1050 (349 amino acids)
Biological process (GO): purine ribonucleoside salvage
Cellular component (GO): nucleus; cytosol
Molecular function (GO): adenosine kinase activity
Source: RefSeq, a predicted model, not a curated record
AUGGCCGCCACCAAGGAAUACGCUCUCGUCUGCCUCGAGAACCCUCUGCUUGACAUCCAGGCAGUCGGCGACAAGGCCCUGCUCGACAAGUAUGGCCUCAAGGACAACGACGCCAUCCUGGCCGAGGAGAAGCACAUCCCCAUCUACGAGGACCUGCUGAGCAACUACGACGCCAAGCUCAUCGCCGGAGGCGCCGCCCAGAACACGGCCCGUGGUGCCCAGUACAUCCUGCCCCCCAACAGCGUCGUCUACUUCGGCGGUGUCGGCGACGACAAGUACGCCGCCACCCUGCGCGACGCCGUCAAGCAGGUCGGCCUCCGCGUCGAGUACCGUGUCGACCCCAAGAUCCCCACCGGACGCUGCGGUGUCGUCAUCACCGGGCACAACCGAAGCCUGGUCACCGAUCUGGGCGCCGCCAACCACUACGACCUCGAGCACUUGAAGAGGGACGACAUCUGGAAGCUGGUCCAGGGCGCCGAGUACUUCUACGUCGGAGGAUACCACUUCACCGUAUGCCCCCAGGCUAUCCAGACCCUCGGCGAGGAGGCCGCCGCCGCCAACAAGGCCUUCAUUGUCAACGUGUCGGCGCCCUUCAUCGCCGAGUUCUUCAAGGACCCGCUCGACGCCUCCUCCAAGUACUGGGACUACGUCAUCUGCAACGAGACCGAGGCCGCCUCCUACGCCAAGUCGCACGCCCUGCCCUACGCCGAGACUGACGUCGCCGCCAUCGCCAAGCACCUGGCCAACCUGCCCAAGGAGAACUCCAAGCGCGCCCGUGUCGCCGUCAUCACCCAGGGCACCGAGCCCACAAUCGUCGCCCAGCAGGGCAGCGACGACGUCAAGCAGUUCCCCGUCCACGCCAUUGCCAAGGAGCAGAUCAACGACACCAACGGCGCCGGUGACGCUUUCGCCGGUGGCUUCGUCGCCGGCCUGGUCCAGGGCAAGUCUCUGGAGGAGUCCGUGGAUAUGGGCCAGUGGCUGGCACGUCUGAGCAUCCAGGAGUUGGGCCCUUCAUACCCCUUCCCCAAGCAGACCUACGCCAAGGCAUAG